Penicillium angulare is the source of this 5214-nucleotide messenger RNA. RefSeq names its product WD40 repeat domain-containing protein. The coding region runs from base 1 to 5214 and encodes 1737 amino acids. The record is from RefSeq and is a predicted model, not a curated record. Gene Ontology annotation, biological process: positive regulation of transcription by RNA polymerase II. Gene Ontology annotation, molecular function: transcription factor binding. The transcript has 4 exons. Gene Ontology annotation, cellular component: nucleus. NCBI's taxonomy places the organism in Eukaryota, Fungi, Ascomycota, Eurotiomycetes, Eurotiales, Aspergillaceae.
AUGGCGUCACAAGUACAAGAACCGGAGCUUCGUUUCGAGGCGUGCGCCGCAACAGCAUCGCUUUUCCUAUAUGCACAGGAUUCCACAGUCCUCUGCCUUCACCAUGACACCCUCGCGGUCGAACGACGAUUUCAGAGCCACAAGGAGAAUAUUGAUUUUAUUUCGGUGGAUAAUGUGAGCGAACGGGGUGCGGGCAGACUGGUUGUCAGUUAUGAUGUAGGACAGACAGCUAUUGUUUGGGAUAUUUUUACCGGAUCAGAAAUCUCAAGAUUUGCAUCUUUCGACCAUCUACGGGUGGCAUCAUGGCUGCGCAAUGGAAAUGUCGCAUUUGGUAACGACAAGGGCGAAGUUAUCCUUUUCGAGCCCUCAACAUCAGAACAUAUCUCUUCGCGAACUAUUUUUGACCCUAUUACUUCUCUUGCUCCUUCUAUGGAUUGUCGUACCUAUGCGAUUGGCUAUCAAAAUGGAUCAAUCCUGAUCGCAAAUCUCCUUCCCCAAUUUACCAUCCUUCACACAUUAACCACAUCGCGCGGUCCGUCACCUAUCAUAUCGAUCGCCUGGCAUGCUUCUUCUUCGAAGCAGAAAUCGGACAUGCUGGCUACGCAAGCUCAAAAUGGCGACCUACGAGUAUGGAGCGUAUCAAAGCCCGCGGGAAAGGAGUCCCCGAGAGUAAUUCGUGUGCUGAAACGAUCCGAUUCAACUUCUGCAGAGCCGAAAUGGAUGGCAUGGUCUAAAAAUGGAAAAAUUGUGCAAUACCUUGAAGGAGAAACAUGGGCUUGGGAUGUGCGAACAAAGCAUGUUACGUAUGAACCAAUUCCUACGGUAGAUGGAGUUCGGGGACUUGCAAAUCAUGGCCCUACAGCGACACUGUUUACUAUUGGCCCACACAACACAGUCCAGCAGUACGAUUUGGAGACCCCGGGAAUGGUUGCAAAUGUGCAGCAUGCACCAGUCAGCUCUAGAUCAGUUGUUUCUGAGAAUCAACGGUCACAAACGAUGUCUCCACCGAGACGUUUGCAGGACCCCCCAAACAUUCGAGAGCAGUCUAGUUCGCGACAGCCACCAUUUGAGUCCAACAACCUCGACAACCUAAAGCAGCAACGAUCAAAUCUCAUUAGCCCCGCUUCUUCUAGGAGUCGAACGGAAUCUGUGAGCUCUAAAGCCUCAUCUGGAAAGUUCAGAACAGGUCCAUUUGCGCCGCCUAGUGUCUCAGCGCACAGUGCAACAACAUUUUCGCUCGCAUCGGGUGACAAUGAUACACCGCAGCCAUCAGCUGGGUAUAAUUAUGCCUCUUCAGUCUCAAUGUCCUCGGUAAGAAGCUCUCGAGCUGGAUCUCGGACAGGAUCCCGACUGCGAAAUGAGGUGCAAAUGAGCCCUGCUGAGAAGAAUGUUGUUGAUCUAUUUCCAUUCAUCCGGGCACGGUUAAACGACGUCCCAUACAAGCCACAACCUUCAAUAGAUGAGAACAGUUUGACACCCAAUGAUCUACGCCACCAAAUGCUGAGCGUUGUCUUUGGCUGGGAAGGAGAUAUCUCAGAUUUGAUUAAGGAUGAGUGGAGUCGUCAUGCGUAUGGAAGUCCAAGUGCGAUUCUUCUAGCGCAGUGGCUUGGAGAGACCAACACAGAUCAUAUGGCUGCAAUGAUCAGCUCUGGGCCAACGACUGCUUCGGAUUGGAUGCUUCUUGCCCUGAGCCAAAUGAAGGGACAAGCACAAGCAAACAAAGUUGGGCAAAGUUUUGUACAAAAGUUGCUGGAGGUCGGGGAUAUUCAUACUGCAGCCUCUAUUCUCCUUGGACUGGGAGACAGUAAUGAUGCCAUUGAAGUCUACGUGUCUCGCAAGCAUUUCAUGGAAGCUAUCCUUAUGACAUGUCUUUUGAUGCCGACAGACUGGCAACGCCAGUCAUAUCUAGUGCGACGAUGGGGAGAACAUGUUGUUACACAGUCUCAGCAGCAACUCGCCAUUCGUUGCUUUAUGUGCAGUGGUGCCGAGCCUUCUGAGCCAUGGACUUCCCCAGGCGCCCAGCAAGCAACUACAUUCGCUGAAGUUAUGGGUGGAAUUCCGCCAUUGACUGCGCCUGAAGUGAACCAAUCUAUAGAAUCCAAUGGCAUGGUGCCUCCACGUCCGCGAUCCGCCUCUUCUAGCCAACGAGCUGCUCCAAACCUGAAGGGCCCUGCACUCAAGCUUAUCACAUCUUUCGAUGCGAAAUCUAAUAAACGUUUCCGCUUCCCAGGAUUGAAAACUGAUGAUCAAACGCCCACAAACGCGCCCGGUGUUACACCUAUUGCUGAGUCUGCUGUGGCGGAAUCGGCCGUGGGCUCUUGGAAACUCAAUAACAUUCAGAGUCUUAACCAAGCAAUGACAUCGCGAACGACUACUCCUUCAUUUAACCGUCGCCGUCUCCCUUCAAUUGGCGAAACGCCCGUGGAUGUUCAACCUCCUAUUUUCUCUCGCGCUCGUUCUCAACAGAGCUCCAGUGCAUAUGGAUCAACAUCCGAGGCAGAUGAAAACAGUGGUCACGAGCAAAGCCAAGAUGAGCAGGUUGAUAAUGGAUUUUUGACACCAGCAAAAUACCACCACCAAGGUCUUGACUCCAUGAAGCCAAGCCCUCAAACAGCUGUUCAAGCUAUGGAUAAGUUUGCAGCUAUCAAGGGACUUCCUUCGCCAUCUCCCGGGGUCUUUGAGGCUCUAACGGACCGCUCUGAUUCUCGAAACGGAACUAGAAAUCCAAACGGCCUACAGCUUGAGCUCAUUCAUUCAGAACUGCCAUUCCCCGGCCCCCGUAGCCAAUCUGGUUUACUUCACAGCGCAAAAAGCACUUCCACUAUGAACAGCUAUACCUCUGCUAAGAGUCCCAGUGUUACUGGCCGGAGCAUCGACCAGUACAUCAGCAGUCUUGAAGAAGCAAACUACCAUUCGAAGAAGGUUGGCCGCGGAAGAAGAAAUACUGGAGAUAACGGUACCUCACGCAUGGAAUCCCGCGAAGAAUCUCGAGAAACAGCCCGUGGUCGAUACAUCCAGUCCGCGAAUCGAUCGCCAUCUUCCCCAGUGCCAAUGUCACCCGACGAGGUCGCCCGCUAUCAUAGUGGAGAGCUAGAAUAUCCCGAUCAGCCACGGAAAAAGUCGAAAUCCCGUGUUCGAAGCACCAGCCGAAUGAGAAAGGCUGGUUCACGCACCCGUCAGCGCUCUUCUAGCCGGAAACCAUCCAGCCGUAUGGGUGAGGCCUUGGCACGAGGUCGCAGCUCUGAUCGACAAGGCUCUUCUGCUCGAUCGCCAUCUUCGCCUUUACCGAUGACUCUUCCUACGCAAGAAUUAUCUCAACAAGGUGGCGCGGAGGACCCACUCCGUAUUGUUGUUGGGAACCAAAAGCGACUACGUUCGCAACAUCGCAGCGCUAGUCGUCGUCGCGCAGAACGGGGAACUAGCUCUAGGCGAGAAGGUUCGCCUGAGACUAAACACAAGGUGUCUUAUAGUCAGCCUGAGAUUCGUGCACCCCGAGAAUUUGACCUUCCUGCUCAACCUGAACGUUUCGAGCAAUUGAGCAGUAAGGCAUUUGGUCAUGAGGAAGUCUUGAGCGCGAAGGCAUUUGGGCAAGAUGAUACUCUCGGUAGCCAGGCCUUUGAACAGCAAUCCCUGGGAAGCCAAGCCUACGGACAAGAGUCUCUGGGAAGUCAAGCGUAUGGGCAGGAAAAUCUGGGUAGCCAGGCUUACGGGCAAGAAUCCGUUAGCAGUGAAGCCUAUGGACAAGAAUCUCUAGGAAGUCAAGCGUAUGGAGAAGAGAAUCUGUUAAGCAGCCAGAGAUUCGGGGAUGAGGAAGUCCUAAGUCCCUCAGCAUAUAGACAGGAGGAAACCUUAGGCAAUCAAGCUUUUGGACAGCAAACACUGGGCAAUCAAGCCUUCGGACAAGAUCAAAUGCUAAGCAGCAAGGCUUUCGGACAUGCAGACACCUUGAGCAACAGAGCCUUCAGCCCGGAGAACAUGUUUGUCAACGGACACAGCCAAAGCAGACCAGCCUCUACUGCCAAUGAACUCCAGGUCCAAAUUUCUCCAACAACACCAUUUGUCAGUCUGGCCGAGAGGAAGAGAAGAGAGCUAGCCGCCGCUGAAUUGGAAGCACGCCGCCUGUCCCUGGCACGGAACCCAUCUGCACCCAACAUCCCAUUCCCGGGAGAACUAGCCAGAUCACCUCUGGAAAGCCCACCUCCAUUCUAUGGAAACUCCUACUUCCCACGAGCCCCAUCUCGCAACAACAUCCCUCCAGCAAAAGUAUCGCCUGAGUACCAUAGCAGCUCGGAUUCAAGCUCUAGUUCUCGCAACCCCGUCGGACUUCCAGCAACGCCACGAGCAAUGCGGCACCCCAAGUAUGGCGGCGGCCAGGAAGAACGACCACCCUCCGUCCCUACCAUACCAACAAACAGCUAUGGAUAUGGAUCUCCCCAUCUAAACGAUGCCCGAUACCAAAGCGAAGCCGCAGAAAGAAUUGGCAGAUCAAUGUCCGUUCCCAUGCCAGAGGGUCCAGCAACCAGAUACAAGAAUCCACCUCCAGUACCAUCCGAGGUCCCGAUGCACCCGCAUUUCAACCCUAAUCUUCCCCGAAGCCGCUCAAACAGCCGUGUUCGUAACGGAGGCCACCGCCGCACCAGCUCAGGCGGAUAUGUCUCAAAUACCUCCCCCCAGCGCAAUCCAAGCAUCGAAGAAACAAUCGGAGGCUCAUUGCCCAGAAGACCAUCUGGACCACAAAUAGACUUGAUUCCACCCCCGCCUCCUCCGCCGCCAGCUCCUCCUCUCCUCCCCGAACUGCAGCAUCUAAGUGGUCCUCUACCUCCGCCUCCACCUCCAUUCCCAAUGCCAAUGGAUGUCAGCUCCCCACGACAGUCUACUGCUACAAUUGAUGUUGCCAUUGAUAAUGAGGACUUUGGCCGCCACAUUCCUCGUGCUAUGACGGCUGCUCCGACUAUUCAUGUUAAUGCGAGUGAGCCUAAGAACGGCAACAAAGAGAAACGUGGAUCAUUUGAGUCUCAGCAUCGUCGGAACCGGAGCUCAAACAAUGAGAGUUUCGCGAACAAGCUGCGCAGCUUAACUCGUAUUCGAGGUAAUAGUCGCAGCGUUGAACCAUGGGGCACGGCUACUGAAUGGGGAUCUGAUCCUCAUGAGCUCGACAUGCCGUAUGAAACAUUGCACUCUCGUGCCUAUGCACCCGGUCAGAACUACUACUAA